AUGUUGAUGCUGGUGAAAGAGGAGCUUGAGAAGAUGACAGAUCCACAACCAUUCAGAAUAAAGGAUGAAGAUACUGAGGAACAGAUAGAUAUGAUGGAAGUGAAAGAGGAGAGUCAAGCUGAAGUGGAUGAGAAACAUCAGAUUGUAAAAAUAAACCAUAAUGUUUCACAGAAAGAAACUCUGAAGACAGAAGACAUAAAGUGUGAAAAUAGUUUCAGAGAAGAUGAACGCCCUGAAGAUCACAAGAGGACUCACAGUGAGGAGAAACCUUUCACAUGUCAACAGUGUGGAAAGAGUUUUAGAAGGAAAGAUCACCUUAAAACACACAUGAGGAUUCACACUGGAGAGAAACCUUACACAUGUCAACACUGUGGAAAGAGUUUCACCUUGAAAGCGAACCUUAUCCGGCACAUGAAUACUCACAGUGAGGAGAAACCUUACACAUGUCAACAGUGUGGAAAGAGUUCCAUAUCUAAAAGUAAACUUGAGGCUCACCUGAGAAUUCACACUGGAGAGAAACCUUACACAUGUCAUCUUUGUGGAAAGAGUUUUACAUCUUCAAGUGACCUUACGAGACAUGUGAAAAUUCACAGUGGAGAGAAACCACAUGCGUGCCAUGAGUGUGGAAAGACUUUUACAUCUACAAGUUACCUUAAGAAACACAUGAGGACUCACACUGGAGCGAAACCAUACACGUGUCAACAGUGUGGAAAGAGUUUUAAAUCUUCAAGUGACAUUACGAGACAUGUGAAAAUUCACAGUGGAGAGAAACCACAUGCGUGCCAUGAGUGUGGAAAGACUUUUACAUCUACAAGUUACCUUAAGAAACACAUGAGGACUCACACUGGAGCGAAACCAGUGCUUACAUUCUGAAGAAAAGACAUUCAACUCUUCUGUGCAGUUAUGAGUUUAUUAUGAUUUAGGAUAUGUAAAGCCUUACCGUGAGUUCACACCAGCCGCAUUUGAGGCGUCAAAAUCGCGUCUAGUUUGCCGCUUGAACAUUAUGGGGCGGUUUCCUGGACAGGGAUUGGACUCGUUUUAGAUUAAAACAUUUUUAAGAGCUGUCCAAACAGAAAACAACCUGCAUUUGCAUAUCUUAAAAUACAUCAGCGCCCUUUGUUUUGUCUAAAAAUGCACACAGGUAAUUUUUUUAUUAAGGCAUGUUUGUUAAAGCUAGGGUCCGGCAGUGGCUCAAUGGUUCAUGUAGGUUGUCUACAAACUGGAAGGUUGGUGGUUUAAUCCCUGGCUCCACUGGACCAAAUGUCGAGGUGUCCUUGAGCAAGAGCCCUAACCCCAGCUGCUCCCGACGAGCUGGAUUGCACCUUGCAUGGCUGACACCACUGUCGGUGAAUGAAUGGGUGAAUGUGAGGCAACUUGUAAAGCGCUUUGAAAGCCCUGGGUCUGUUAAAAGCGCUAUAUAGACCAUUUAAAAAUAGUUAUAUUUGCUAAUUGAUCUAAGGCCUGGUCCUGGAUUAAGCUAAUCCCUGUCCGGGAAAGCGCCUCUGAGUUGUCUCGCUUCAUUCGCGUGUGAAAUUCUAGUCAUCGAGACUUUCAGAAAUUCGCGUCAUUGAAGGGGCUUCUGUGACUCUGCUCGCUUUCUGUAAUCACAUCACUACUAGAGCAAGCUCCUGAUUGGUUAACGUGGCACGUUUUUCUGCAAAGUUAAAAUUUAAAAAGUUAAAAAUUCGCUUGUUUUCCGCGGCAACGCUCAAUAAAAAAAUGGCAGAAUCGCGUCUACCGUGCCGCACUAAAUGGCUCAUUCGCGCCAUGAGACUUCCAGAUGCGCGUCAACGCGUCUUCACAUUGACUUAACUUGAAAUCACUCAGGCUUGACGCCUCUACCGUGGCUGGUCUGAACGCAACAUUAAGCUAGGGCCCACCAAAAGAUGUAUUAAAUCUUAUCAGACCAGAGACCACAAACAUGAUGAGAAAAAAUACACUAUAUUGCCAAAAGUUUUGGGAUACCUGCCUUUAUAUGCACAUGAACCUGAAUGACAUCCAAUUCUUAAUCCAUAUGGUUUAAUAUUGAGUUGGUCCACCCUUUGCAGCUUUAACAGCUUCAACUCUUCUUGGAAGAAUUUCUACAAGGUUUAGGAGUGCGUUUAUGGGAAUGUUUGACUAUUCUUCUAAAAGCACAUUUAUAUGGUCAGACACUGAUUUUGGACAAGAAGGUCUCGCUCGUAGUCUCUGCUCCAAUUCUUUUUUUUUUCACUUCCAGGCAAUUUAUUUUCUUUAACAGAAUUCUCUCUGCUCCAAUUCAUUCCAAAGAUGUUCUACUGGAUUGAAGUCAGGACUCUGUGCAGGCCAGUAAAGUUCCUCCACACCAAACUCGCUCAUUCAUGUCUUUAUUGACCUUGCUUUAUGCACUGGUGCACAGUCAUGUUGCAACAGGAAGGGGCCAUCCCUAAACGGUUCCCCCAAAGUUUGGAGCAUGAAAUUUUCCAAAAUGUCUUUGUGUAUGAUGAAGCAUUAAGACUUCCUUUCACUGGAAAGUGAUUGAAACACCUGAAUUCAAUGAUUUGGAGGGUUGUCUCAAAACUUUCGGCAAUAUAGUGUAUAGGAUUUACCAGUUUUGUUCCUAUAGUAUGUGGAUUGCCAGUAUGUGGUCAUCACAGCACACCACACAUCUUUGUUGUUUGUGAGUCUUGACAGAGAACAUAGAAGUCUUGCGAUGUCUCUCGUGGUCAAACAUGACUUCACAGUAAACAAACAUGAUGGAAAACGGUCAUAAAGAAAUGUCAUUAAUACUGUGGACUGCACCUCACUUUGGACUGUUCCUGCUGCGCUAUAACUGUGGUUGUUAGUGUUUCGUCUUUCAUCAGCUCGCUUUCUGAUUGGUUAUCAUUUUGUUUUACGUGACUACAGUGUAAAUGUUCGCUUGUCCUCAAGGUUUCCCCCACAUAUCAGGAUUUUUAACAUGUUGAAUUUUUCAGAUAUAUUCAACAAGAGAUGUUAUGUGUUUCGAUUGUGAAAACAGUUCUGAUGUGUCAAGCACUGCUUUGUUACUGCGCUUCUGUUUCAUGGUCUUUUGGGGGUCUAUAUGAUCCCAGACCCUCUUCAAAUAGUUAAAAACAUAUGCAGUGUUAUUUUUUAAUUCUGAUAUUUCAUGACUGUUUCUAUUUACAUCAGAUCAUUUUACAAAUGUUUUUUCUUGAUUAUUGAUUACAUGUGAUGAUGACCCCAGUAAUAAAAGUUAUGACUGUAUGACCACUAAAAUGAUUGUCACAUGCUUUGAAUCUGUUCAGCACACAGAACACUGUUAUCUUAGCAUUAAUAGUUGUGUUUAAAAAUAGCAUUGUACUAAUAAAAGUGAAUAAAGUGAUAAACAUGUUUAUUUACUUAUUUUAACACUGUUAAAAUGUCUGUAGAAAUUACAGUAUUAUUGUCUGCUGUUUGCCAGGAACUUACUGUAGAUUUAAAUUUGUUAUUUACUUGCAACAGUUUGUUCAACGUUAAAUCAACAUUAACAAGUCUUUGUCUUUACAGAAUAAAACUUUAAAAUAAGAGCCUCAUGAAAAAAAACAGAAAAAGGUUGAUGAGGUUUCCAGAAUGCUUUGCAUGAGGCUCUUAUUUUAGUUUUAUUCUGUAAAGAUAAAGACUUGUUAAGUCUUUAAAGACUGAUACAGACCUACAGAUUAUUUUUAAUAAAAACACAUUUUGUAAGCAGUUUCUCCAUCACACGCAUUGCUCAACACAAGCGUCACUUUGAUCUUCAGAUGAUAGCUCUGGAUUGUCUGGAAAGAAAAAUUUUAGACAUUUAUGUUAAGUUCAUAUUUACUGAGAGUGAAAUCAGGAUUUUGUCGAUUUCUUGAUAGGUUUGUUUCAUUUGUGCCAAUAACCUCACAGUGAAAAAACACUCAGUAGUGUUAAAAGAGCUGUUAACAGACCCAUCAACCUUCAUGAAAUGUUUUUGUUUCAGUCACAUCAGUGUUAAUAGAGCUGUUGAUAAAUCUCAUUAUUUCAGAAUCAUAGUUCUCAUUUACACCCAAUUUAUUACAGUGAUCUCUUAAGAUCUCAAAUGUUUGUGAUUUAAAUAAGAUGAGGCUUGUAAAAUGCAGUUGUAAUUAAACUAUAUUGUUGCUUUUAAAAGGACAUUUUCAAGUAUCUACUUUGUAUUUUCCUUUUACUAUAUUAUGUUCUCAUACACACAAAAUGUUUGAAUACUACAAUUUUACUGCA
This is a messenger RNA of Paramisgurnus dabryanus, 4179 nucleotides long. The record is from RefSeq and is a predicted model, not a curated record. NCBI's taxonomy places the organism in Eukaryota, Metazoa, Chordata, Actinopteri, Cypriniformes, Cobitidae.